CGUCCCAGCUAACUGUAUCGGCUUGUAAGUUCAAUCGUGGAGGCGUUUACGAGUGCUACAUAUUUUCUUUGGAAUAGUUUUUCAUUCAAUUUUCAAACAUGUCAACGCCUCUCGAAAAGCCUCAGAUAAUAGCGCAUAUCCAAAAAAGUCUGAACUACACCGUUUUUGACAGCAAAUGGGUACCAUGCAGUGCAAAGUUUGUUUGUAUGGGUAACUACCCAAGAGGUACUGGGGUGUUGCAAAUAUACGAAAUCAGUCACGGAGAGCUUCAACUAGUAAAAGAGAUUGAAAAGCCAAAGCCCAUCAAAUGUGGGACAUUUGGAGCCACGUCCCUACAACAGAGACAUUUAGCCACAGGGGAUUUCGAUGGAAAUCUUCAUAUCUGGAACCUGGAGGUACCAGAUGAGCCUGUAUAUUCAGUGAAGGCGCACAAAGAGAUUGUGAACUGUAUUGAUGGUGUGGGAGGAGUAGGAAUCGGAGAUGGUGCACCUGAGAUUGUGACUGGAAGUAGAGAUGGGACAGUGAAGGUUUGGGAUUCCAGGCAAAAGGACACACCAGUGGCUAAUAUGGAACCGGUUGAGGGAGACACCAAGAGAGACUGUUGGACUGUGGCUUUCGGGCAUGCUUUCAAUGACCAGGACCGCUGUGUGUGUGCUGGAUAUGACAAUGGAGAUAUCAAGCUGUUUGACCUCAGAAACAUGGCUUUACGAUGGGAGACAAACAUCAGAAAUGGAGUAUGUUGCGUCGAGUUUGACAGAAAAGAUAUCAACAUGAACAAACUGGUGGCGACAUCUCUGGAGGGAAAAUUCCACGUGUUCGACAUGAGGACCCAGCACCCCACCAAAGGCUUUGCAUCGGUUUCUGAAAAGGCCCACAAAUCAACAGUCUGGCAAGUAAGGCACUUGCCUCAAAACAGAGACAUCUUCAUGACGACAGGUGGAGCAGGAAAUCUUCAUUUAUGGAAAUAUGAGUAUCCAGGCCAGAGAAGUAAAAAGGACUCUGAGGAAGUGGACAUGGGCGUAGCUGGCACAGUGAACCUCCUGCAGAAUGUGACCUUGUCGACUCAGCCAAUCGCCAGCCUGGACUGGAGCCCAGACAAGCAGGGUCUGUGUGUGUGCACCGCUUUUGACCAGUCCAUCCGUGUGCUCAUCGUAACCAAGCUUAAUCGUGUGUAAGAUGGGUCUCUCUCUCUCUCUCUCUCUCUCUCUCUCUCUCUGGGAUCAGGGACUCACACCCAUACAUACUUACACAGUACAUGAUGGAUCAAGUAUGUGUUGGAUGUUUCAAGUAUGUGUUGGAGCCUACAGAAUUUGACCGGAGAACUGCAGAAUCAUUUUGCAUUGUUUUAUUCCUCAAAUGCAUGUGGAAAAGGCUAACUCUGUGCAGUGCAGUGUAUGUUAUGAUGUCCAGGAGGUGCCUUUGGUUUCAUGUAAAAUGUAAAAAAAAAAAUCCAGAGCAAUUGUUUUUUUGCUGGCUGAAAGAACUGAAACUGGUGGAAAUAUUUGAGAUUUUAAAUUGUUAUUUUACACAAUAAUAACAAAUAGAGCCACUCA
Molecule: messenger RNA, 1553 nt
Organism: Clupea harengus (Atlantic herring)
Lineage: Eukaryota; Metazoa; Chordata; Actinopteri; Clupeiformes; Clupeidae
Gene: dnaaf10
Product: dynein axonemal assembly factor 10
Molecular function (GO): protein binding
Source: RefSeq, a predicted model, not a curated record